AUGGUGUUCCCCAUGGUUCUUCCAUUGUGUCCUACCUCAAAGGCUAACGGCACCGGUGGAAUUGCAGUUGUCGAAGUGAUUCUUAAGGCCAUGAAGACUUUAACCUACAAGUCCCUGUGCUUCCCUGAGUCCGUGAAAGCUCGAGGAGCGGACAACAAGGACGACCUGCCCGACUACUACUACAGAGAUGAUGGCAUGAUGGUCUGGGAGGCAGUGAAAAGUUUCGUUUCUGAUGUGGUCAGGAUCUACUAUGGCAGUGAUGAGUCCGUUCAGGAGGACGAGGAGAUCCAGGCAUUUGUUCAAGAUGUCUGCUCCUCCGGUAUGAAGUACUGUCCCCAGAAUUGUGAGUUUCCAGAUUCCCUGAAAACUCGGGAGCAGUUGGUCGAGUACCUGACUGUUGUGAUUUUCACAGCUUCAGCACACCAUGCUGCUGUCAACUUCGGACAGUACGACUGGUUUGCCUGGGUCCCAAACAGCCCUUCCACCAUGAGGAAGCCUCCUCCCACACAGAAGGGCCAGGUGGAUAUGAAGUAUAUCAUGGAGAGUCUGCCGGACCGUGGACGUGCCAGUUGGCAUCUAGGAGCAGUUUGGGCCCUAAGUCAGUUCCAGGACGAAGAGCUGUUUUUAGGUGUGUAUCCAGAUAACUACUUCACUGACCAACCAGCCUUGGAAGCCACUAAGACUUUCCGCGAGAAAUUAGUUGAAGUGACCAACAUCAUCAAGAGCCGAAAUGAAAAACUGAAAUUGCCCUAUUGGUAUCUGUCUCCAGACAGAAUCCCCAACAGCGUGGCAAUCUGAGAGAACAUCCGUGGGAAAUAUAUAUAUAUAUAUAUAUACUUUUUAACUGGGCUAUUUGGAUCCACAUCACAACAUAACUCCAUAAACAAAAUCAUUGCUACAGUAACUGUAAGGAUUUUAGUGAAAAUGGUCAUCUGGAUGGAAAUAAUACAAAGUAUUAUACACUUACACCAAGAAUUGGAUGUCUAUACAAAAUAAAAACAAAUAAAUAUGCAAUCACCAUUCACGGUAAUUGAAAUGUGAUGCAUUUAGGGAUUCUCAUCGGCGACGUGUG
Sinocyclocheilus rhinocerous is the source of this 1072-nucleotide messenger RNA. Its product is annotated as arachidonate 5-lipoxygenase-like. The coding region runs from base 1 to 798 and encodes 265 amino acids. The record is from RefSeq and is a predicted model, not a curated record. The transcript is spliced from 6 exons. Gene Ontology annotation, biological process: lipid oxidation. NCBI's taxonomy places the organism in Eukaryota, Metazoa, Chordata, Actinopteri, Cypriniformes, Cyprinidae. Gene Ontology annotation, molecular function: iron ion binding; oxidoreductase activity, acting on single donors with incorporation of molecular oxygen, incorporation of two atoms of oxygen.